AUGCUGCGGCAGGUUCUGCACAGGGGCUUGAGGACGUGUUUCUCCCGGCUUGGCCACUUCAUUGCCAGUCACCCGGUCUUCUUCGCCUCGGCGCCGGUGCUCAUCUCCAUCCUGCUCGGCGCCAGCUUCAGCCGCUACCAGGUCGAAGAGAGCGUGGAGCACCUGCUGGCGCCCCAGCACAGCCUGGCCAAAAUCGAGCGCAACCUCGUCAACAGCCUCUUCCCGGUCAACCGCUCCAAGCACCGGCUCUACUCGGACCUGCAGACCCCUGGGCGCUACGGCAGGGUCAUCGUCACCUCAUUCCAGAAAGCCAACAUGCUGGACCAGCACCACACGGACCUAAUCCUAAAGUUGCAUGCUGCUGUGACCAAGAUCCAGGUUCCGAGGCCUGGUUUUAAUUACACGUUUGCCCAUAUAUGUAUCCUGAAUAAUGAUAAGACUUGCAUCGUGGAUGACAUUGUACAUGUCCUGGAAGAGCUAAAGAAUGCUCGGGCUACCAAUCGGACCAAUUUUGCUAUCACAUAUCCUAUCACCCACUUAAAAGACGGAAGGGCUGUCUAUAAUGGGCACCAACUUGGGGGUGUCACUGUACACAGCAAGGAUCGGGUGAAAUCUGCAGAGGCCAUUCAGCUCACCUACUAUUUGCAGUCAAUCAACAGUCUCAAUGACAUGGUGGCUGAGAGGUGGGAGUCCAGUUUCUGCGACACUGUCAGACUGUUCCAGAAAUCCAACAGCAAAGUCAAAAUGUAUCCUUACACAUCCUCGUCACUGAGGGAAGAUUUCCAGAAGACCAGCCGUGUGUCAGAACGUUACUUGGUCACCAGCCUGAUCCUGGUGGUCACCAUGGCCAUCCUCUGCUGCUCUAUGCAGGACUGCGUCCGCAGCAAACCCUGGCUAGGCCUACUAGGGCUGGUAACCAUAAGCCUAGCCACUCUCACAGCAGCUGGGAUCAUCAAUCUUACUGGUGGAAAAUACAAUUCCACCUUCCUGGGAGUCCCUUUCGUCAUGCUAGGUCAUGGAUUAUAUGGGACUUUUGAAAUGCUAUCCUCAUGGAGGAAAACUAGAGAAGAUCAACACGUUAAAGAGCGAACUGCAGCAGUCUAUGCGGACUCCAUGCUCUCCUUUUCUCUCACCACUGCCAUGUACCUGGUCACCUUUGGCAUAGGGGCCAGCCCUUUCACGAACAUUGAGGCAGCCAGGAUUUUCUGCUGCAAUUCCUGUAUUGCAAUCCUCUUCAACUACCUCUAUGUACUCUCGUUUUACGGUUCCAGCCUUGUGUUCACUGGCUACAUAGAAAACAAUUACCAGCAUAGUAUCUUCUGUAGAAAAGUUCCAAAGCCUGAGGUAUUGCAGGAGAAGCCGGCAUGGUACAGGUUUCUCCUGACAGCCAGAUUCAGUGAGGACACAGCUGAAGGCGAGGAAGCAAACACUUACGAGAGUCACCUAUUGGUAUGUUUCCUCAAACGCUAUUACUGUGACUGGAUUACCAACACCUAUGUCAAGCCUUUUGUAGUUCUCUUUUACCUUAUUUAUAUUUCCUUUGCCUUAAUGGGCUAUCUGCAGGUCAGUGAAGGGUCAGACCUUAGUAACAUCGUAGCAACUGCAACGCAAACCAUUGAGUACACUACUGCCCAGCAAAAGUACUUUAGCAACUACAGUCCUGUAAUUGGGUUUUACAUAUAUGAGUCCAUAGAAUACUGGAACACUAGUGUCCAAGAAGAUGUUCUAGAAUAUACCAAGGGGUUUGUGCGGAUAUCCUGGUUUGAAAGCUAUUUAAAUUACCUUCGGAAACUCAAUGUAUCCACUGACUUGCCUAAGAAAAAUUUCACAGACAUGUUGAGGAAUUCCUUCCUGAAAGCCCCCCAGUUUUCACAUUUUCAAGAGGACAUCAUCUUCUCUAAAAAGUAUAAUGACGAGGUAGAUGUAGUGGCCUCCAGAAUGUUUCUGGUGGCCAAGACCAUGGAAACAAACAGAGAAGAACUCUAUGAUCUCUUGGAGACUCUGAGGAGACUUUCAGUCACCUCCAAGGUGAAGUUCAUUGUCUUCAAUCCAUCUUUUGUGUACAUGGAUCGAUAUGCCUCCUCUCUGGGAGCCCCCCUGCACAACUCCUGCAUCAGUGCUUUGUUCUUGCUCUUCUUCUCGGCAUUCCUGGUGGCAGACUCUCUCAUCAAUGUCUGGAUCACUCUAACGGUUGUGUCCGUGGAGUUUGGAGUAAUAGGUUUCAUGACAUUAUGGAAAGUAGAACUGGACUGCAUUUCCGUGCUAUGCUUAAUUUAUGGAAUUAACUACACAAUUGACAACUGUGCUCCACUGUUAUCCACAUUUGUUCUGGGCAAGGAUUUUACAAGAACUAAAUGGGUAAAAAAUGCCCUGGAAGUACAUGGGGUAGCUAUUUUACAGAGUUACCUCUGCUAUAUUGUUGGUCUAAUUCCUCUCGCAGCUGUGCCUUCAAAUCUGACCUGUACACUGUUCAGGUGCUUGUUUUUAAUAGCAUUUGUCACCUUCUUUCACUGCUUUGCCAUUUUACCUGUGAUACUGACUUUCCUGCCACCCUCUAAGAAAAAAAGGAAAGAGAAGAAAAACCCUGAAAACCGAGAGGAAAUUGAGUGUGUAGAAAUGGUGGAUAUCGAUAGUACCCGAGUGGUUGACCAAAUUACAACAGUGUGAUAAUAUCUGCUGCUUUGUAUAUUUUUAUCCUAGGUCUUAUCAAGAAGAAAGAGAUUAUGUUAAUGAAACAAUUACAGUCAAGGUUGUUCCUCUUAAGGGUAAGAAAUAGGCAUUGCAAAGAUAGAUAAAAGGCAAAGGGAAUAAUGGGCAUGUGACACCUUUUCAAUUUCUAAAACAAAAGGGUUGUCAUGAGAAAGAAUUUAAACACACACACUCACACACACACACACACAGAGAGAGAGAGAGAGAGAGAGAGAGAGAGAGAGAGAGAGAGAGA
Messenger RNA from Jaculus jaculus (lesser Egyptian jerboa), 2944 nucleotides. It is a transcript of the gene Ptchd1, whose product is annotated as patched domain containing 1. The coding region runs from base 1 to 2667 and encodes 888 amino acids. Gene Ontology annotation, biological process: chemical synaptic transmission; cognition. The record is from RefSeq and is a predicted model, not a curated record. Lineage: Eukaryota; Metazoa; Chordata; Mammalia; Rodentia; Dipodidae. Gene Ontology annotation, cellular component: plasma membrane; synapse. The transcript has 3 exons.